AUCUACUUCCUAGUCGUUAGCGCUCACACCAUCAAACCUCUUCCUCACGCCCCUCUGUGGAGUUCUGUCCUAUUUAUGAUCAGGAUAUCAGAAGAGGAUAAUUUGCAAUUAGGAAAUUCAAACUGACCAUCACAAUGGGAUUUGAUAAGAGUCUUCUAUUUUCUGGUAACCUGAAAAUCAAUGCAUUUUGAACAUGGAAGGAAAAAGCAUCAUUUGCACUAGGGAGAAACUGUACAUGUGUUCUGUAUGUGGACGAGACUUCAGCCGAUCAUCUGGUUUAUCCAGACACAAGUGCAGUCAGACUGGGGAGAACCCGUGGAAAUGUGAGGACUGUGGGAAGGGAUUCAAUUACCCAUCUGACCUGGAGACACAUCAGCGCAGUCACACUGGGGAGAAACCGUUCACCUGUCCUCAGUGUGGGAAGGCCUUCACACAGUCAUCCACCCUCCUCAAACAUCAGCGUGAUCACAAUGGCUACAGGCCAUUCACCUGUCCUGAGUGUGGGAAGGGAUUCACUCAGUUUUCCAACUUCUUGGGUCAUCAGAGAACUCACACUGGGGAGAGGCCAUUCACCUGCGCAGAGUGUGGGAAGGGAUUCACUCAGUCAUCCCACCUGAUGGCACAUCAGCGAGUUCACACUGGGAACAGACCUUUCACCUGCUCCGAAUGUGGGAAGGGAAGCUCUCAGUUAUCAGAUCUGCUGAAACACCAGCGGGUUCACACUGGUGAGAGACCAUUCACUUGCUCUGAGUGUGGAAAGGGAUUCACUCAGUCAUCGCACUUGCUGAAACACCAGCGAGUUCACAGUGAUGAAAGACCAUUUGAAUGCCUGCAUUGUGGGAAGCGUUUUAAAAGUUCUGUGGAGCUGGUGUCUCAUCAACGGGUUCACAGUGACGAGAGACCUUUUAAAUGCCGAGACUGUGGGAAGUGCUUUAAAACUUCUGGGGAACUGGUAACCCAUCAACGCGUUCACACUGACGAGAGACCGUUCAGAUGCUCUCACUGUGGGACUGGGUUCAGGAAAUCAUCUCAACUCACUGUACACCAGCGAAUUCACACUGGGGAGAGGCCGCUCAGCUGCUCCAACUGUGGGAAGAGAUUUAAUCAUUUGUCCAAUCUACUAAAACACAAGCGUAUUCACACUGGGGAAAAGCCAUUCACUUGUUCUGAAUGUGGGAAAAGAUUCACUCAGUCUUCCCAUCUAUUGAGGCAUAAGCGAGUUCACAAGCACAAGCGCAGUCAUACUGUGGGGAAGCCAUGGAAAUGUGCAGACUGUGGAAAGGAAUUCAAUUACCCAUCAGAGCUGGAAAUUCAUCGUCGCAGUCACACUGGCGAGAGGCCAUUCACGUGUUCUGCCUGUGGGAAGGGGUUCACUGCAUUGUUCGGCCUUCAAUCACACCAGCGAAUUCACACUGAGGAGAAGCCAUUCAUCUGCGCUUUCUGUGGGAAGAGGUUCAGGCAAUCAUCUGCCCUUACUGUACACCAACGAGGACACACUGGGGAGAGGCCCUUCACCUGUUCUGUGUGUGGGAAAGGAUUUACUCAUUCAUCUGUACUAUUGAAACAUCAGCGAGUUCACACUGGAGAGAGACCAUUCAUCUGCUCUGAGUGUGGGAAGGGAUUUGCUCAAUCAUCCCAGUUGCUAACUCAUCAGCGCAUUCACACUGGAGAGAGACCAUUCACUUGCUCCCUGUGUAGGAAGGGAUUCACUCAGUUAGCCAAUCUGUUGACACACGAGAGGGUUCACAAAUGAUUAUAAGGAUUGGAUUCUACUAUUAUUGUUGCUGUUAAUCACUCCCAGGACCAAACUGUGUUCAUUGUGACAAUUAGACUUUGUUUCUGCUAAUGAUAAACCCUGUUGGAGGUAUAGAUGAUUGUCUUCCUAAGAUGCAAUGUUCCUUUAAAAAUCACCGUCUUCUGAUCUUUCCGCACAAUUCAUGGCAUUUCAUCAGAAAUGAUUUUAGAACGAUGUUAUGGACUUUUACUUCCACUCUAAAUUGAUCUUUUGUAUGAAUUUUACAAUUCAGUGCCAGAAAGGUUUCACUGAUUAACAUCUCAAAUCAGCAUGUGCUGAUGAAUCGUUGCUGACAAUUCUGACUGACUUGCACGUUCCACACAGCGGGCCCUCCAUUAUCCAAGAGAAAGCAAGGAGAAUUGUUGGAGAAUCAAGCAUAUCCGUUAGAAAUUAACACGAGAAAUAGGAUUAGAGCAUGGACAUUCAGCUCUUCAAGCCUGCUGUGCCACUCAACAUGAUUAUUAUUUUCUACUUCAUUUUUCUGCACUAUCCUUAUUUCCCUGGAUGUCUUUAAUAUGCAGAAAUCCAAAGAUCUCAGUCUUGAACACAUACUCAAUGAAUGAGUCUGCACAGCCCUUUGAAGCAGGGAAUUCCAAAGAUUACCAUUCCGAGUGAAGAUAUUCCUCCUCAUCUCCAUCCUUUAUGGCCUGUGCCUUUUCUGAAACUGUGUCCCCGUGUUCAAUUGUAAGCCCUGAAACAAGAUAAUCGUGCUGUAUAACUAUGAUUCUAACAAUACUUUGAUUACGAAGACUAUUAGGACAAUUAUUUCACAGUCCCUAUAUGAAGCAACUAAAUGGGUAAGAGUUAAAACUGGCCGCCAAGAGACUGGAAAGAGAUUUCACAGUGAUCCACGAUGGCUUCAACCCAAUUCCCACAUUCUGUCUCACACAGUAACUAUUAGAAGAGACACUGCCAUCUGCUAUAGAGGUCAACAUUCUGCAUUGUCUUUCAUCCUCUGGAAUCGGAAAACUGUUCUCAUCUGUCAUGGUGGGGAUACAGAGUCGAUUGUUCUGCACACAUGAAUAUCUGAGAGGACUCUCCAGUGUGAUAUACUGGGGAAGGUCCUUCGCACUUGCUGUUGUCUGGAAUGGUGGUCAAGGUGGUUUCAUUCUCUGUUUUGAUGAACACCGUUCGGUGUUCUCUGUACCAUCACGCCUAGGAAUAGGAGUUGGUUGUCCUUUUCUUCCUCUCUAGUGAAUCGGACUCCUGUGAGUGUGGCCUUGAUGAUCCGGUGUGUGUUCUCUAUUUCCGUGAUUUUAAUGAUAACAAAGGUGCCAUCCACAUAUCUGACCCAGAGUUUGGGUUGAAUUUGCGGUAAGACUGUUCCAGAGGACAAACAGAAAGACAGCUA
This is a messenger RNA of Chiloscyllium plagiosum (whitespotted bambooshark), 3146 nucleotides long. Lineage: Eukaryota; Metazoa; Chordata; Chondrichthyes; Orectolobiformes; Hemiscylliidae. The record is from RefSeq and is a predicted model, not a curated record.